UACUGGUUUUGCGUAGCUUGAUAUGUCACCGUGAGGAUUUACAUAUAUAUACCUUGUGGUGCUUCAGAAUGAAGACAUUACGCCUUGGUCAGUGAACCGAUGUAGUACACGAUAAUGUUGAAUAUAUAUCUAAUUUGUUUGUUGUGCUUGUUCGUACUAAACUUGGAACAUGCACAAUGUAAACCCGACUACUUGUACAAUGCAAACGCGAAUGGUUGGCUCAAAGUGCACACGAUACCCGCCACAUGGGAGGAAGCAUUCCUUCGAUGUCACUAUGAAGGCGCUGUGCUCGCGUCCCCACUGACUAAGGAAAUGGGGAAGGCCCUGUUGGAGCAGACCUUAAGAAAGGACCUGGACCAAACCAUCCACUUGGGGACACACGAUUUGAAUUCUAAAGGAGACUAUUUUUCUGUGGAAGGAGUGCCGCUGGACAGUUUAGUUCUGAGUUGGAGCAAGGUCAAGGGUACGGGCGACUGCCUCGCCAUGACACGUGAUGGACUCGCAAUUUUGACGAAGUGCACUGAACCUCGGCCCUACAUCUGCUACAAGAAGCUGGACAAUCUGACGAUGAACACCUGCGGAACAUUUGAUGACGCGUAUCAAUUUAACGAGAAGACUGGCAGCUGCUAUAAAACACACCUUCAGAAAAGGACAUGGUCUGACGCGUUCAAGAUGUGUGCUGCUGAGGGAGGUUACUUGCUUAUCCUGAACGACGCCACAGAGGCUGCCAUCGUCAAGGAAAUGUUCCCCAAACGGACAGGAAAAGACACCGACUCUGACAGAUUCCACGUGGGCCUGCAGGCUUGGGGACCUGAACGUAUUUGGAUCACUAUACACGGUGAGGGAACAGAAAACGUGUUCAUCAAUUGGCACCCAGGUCAGCCGGACAACUUCCAGGGUGUGCAGGAUAGAGGGGCUUUUAUGAGAAUGGGCAAUUUCGACGACCACGCUAUAAACGCCAUGGCUAUGUUUGUCUGUGAAAAAGACCCCAAUGUGAAACGCUUCGAAGAGUUACCCGGAAAACUGGCCGUUUCAGAACAGUUUUAAGGUGUUUUGCUACCAAUUUUGCUGUUGAACGGAACUUCUUUACUUAUUUUUGAUCACUGUUUGAUCCUUUUUUACAAACUUUUGUAUUACGUACUUGUAUUAUACCCAAAACAAAUGUAAUUUGAAUUAAAUGGUUAAUAUUGGCAAC
Spodoptera litura is the source of this 1195-nucleotide messenger RNA. Its product is annotated as lymphocyte antigen 75-like. NCBI's taxonomy places the organism in Eukaryota, Metazoa, Arthropoda, Insecta, Lepidoptera, Noctuidae. The record is from RefSeq and is a predicted model, not a curated record.